This is a messenger RNA of Lathyrus sativus (Indian pea), 2112 nucleotides long. The record is from the annotation of a GenBank genome assembly. NCBI's taxonomy places the organism in Eukaryota, Viridiplantae, Streptophyta, Magnoliopsida, Fabales, Fabaceae.
AUGGAGCGUAUUUCGGAAAAACGAUAUCCUCUCAGUGCAGUAGAUUACAAGUUAUAUGAAGAGGUUGGGGAAGGUGUCAGUGCCUCAGUAUUUCGAGCUCUCUGCAUUCCACUCAAUGAGAUUGUUGCCAUCAAAGUACUUGAUCUUGAGAAGUGCAAUAACGAUUUGGAUGGAAUUCGGAGAGAGGUACAGACCAUGAGCUUGAUUGAUCAUCCAAAUCUUUUAAGAGCGUAUUGCUCUUUUACUGCUGGGCACAGUCUUUGGGUUGUGAUGCCCUACAUGGCUGGUGGCUCUUGCCUUCAUAUAAUGAAGUCCGCCUUUCCUGAGGGUUUCGAAGAACCUGUUAUUGCAACUGUAUUGCGUGAGGUUCUCAAAGCUCUUGUUUAUCUCCAUGCCCAUGGGCACAUACAUAGAGAUGUUAAGGCUGGGAAUAUUUUGUUUGAUUCUAAUGGUGCAGUCAAAGUGGCUGACUUUGGAGUGUCUGCGUGUAUGUUUGAUACUGGAGAUAGGCAACGUUCAAGAAAUACUUUUGUUGGAACACCUUGCUGGAUGGCUCCCGAAGUUAUGCAGCAAUUGCAUGGAUAUGAUUUUAAAGCCGAUAUAUGGUCCUUUGGUAUAACAGCACUUGAACUUGCUCAUGGUCAUGCCCCAUUUUCCAAGUAUCCACCGAUGAAAGUUUUGCUUAUGACUUUGCAGAAUGCCCCUCCAGGUCUUGAUUAUGAAAGAGACAAGAGAUUUUCAAAGUCUUUCAAAGAGUUGGUUGCCACCUGCUUAGUCAAAGACCCAAAGAAGCGUCCAAGCUCAGAAAAGCUUUUAAAGCACCACUUCUUUAAACAUGCACGUGCCACCGAAUAUCUUGCUCGCACCAUUCUCGAUGGCCUUGCUCCAUUGGGAGAUCGUUUUAAAACUCUGAAGGCUAAAGAGGCAGAUUUAUUGAUGCAGAACAAGGCUCUUUAUGAAAUGGAGCAAUUAUCUCAGAAAGAAUAUAUUCGAGGAAUUAGUGCCUGGAAUUUUAACCUGGAAGAUUUGAAGAGUCAAGCUGCUCUUAUUCAGGAUGAAGACAUGUCAAUUGCAGAAAAGCCAGAUACAGAUAAGAAGAAAAAUGACAUGUCAAUUGCAGAAAAGCCAGAUACAGAUAAGAAGAAAAAAGACAUGUCAAUUGCAGAAAAGCCAGAUACAGGUAAGAAGAAAAAAGACAUAUCAAAUGAUUUAAAGGUUUCCGUGGAGGAGAAAUCUGCUUCUAAUCAUUCCGAGGGUACAUCCACAUUGGACAAGGAGGAUGGAUUCAACAAUCUUCAGGAUUUGGAAAGUUCACUUGCUUCAUUCCCUGUAAAACCUCUUCAAGCACUCAAAGGCUGUUUUGAUGUCUGUGGUGACGAUGAUGUCAAUAAUACUAGUCCAAGAGAUUUGGAUCACAGUUAUGGAAGAAUUGAUAAUGAAAGUUCUGGGCCAAAUAAAAUGUCGCCUCAAAAUGCUAUAACUCAGCCUAAGAAAUUUUUCACUAGCUCUUUACAACCUGAUAAUUUUCCCAAAAAAGUUACUGAUGUGGACAGGGAUUAUCUACCAACAAAAUAUCCUUCCGAAAGGAAUCACAGUGGUCCAUUGUUAUAUCGGCAGAGGAAAGAUAUCAACAACUUUUCAUCUGUUGAUGACACAUCAGAAGGAGCGGUUGUCCAGCGUAGGGGACGGUUUAAGGUCACAUCAGCAGAUCCCAGUUCAAUGGGUCUUUCAAACAACUUUUCUGGCCCAGUUGCUGGAAGUCCUUCUCCUACUCCUACCAGUCCCCCAAAACAGAACUUAAUGGCCGCUUCUAUUCUUCCAUCACUGCAGUGCAUCUUGCAACAAAACGGCUUGCAGAGGGAAGAAAUUAUUAAACUGAUAAAGCACACAGAGCAAUCUUAUGCAGGUAAGAAUACAGAAUCAAUAGAGGCAGGAGCAGUUGAUAUUCUGCAGGCACCACCCGCUACAACUAGAGAGAAAGAGCUGCAUUUGCAGGUGAUUCAACUCCAACAGAGCAUUGGAAGCCUUGUCGACGAAUUGCAGAGACAAAAGAUGAAAAAUGUUCAGUUAGAGAGACAGUUGAGCAGUAUGGUCAACAAAAUUGAAAAGUGA